UCUCCUGCAGCACCAAUGGCUUAUUCCACCUUGAAACGUUGGUUGAGGCCUGAGGUGUAUCCACUCUUUGCUGCUGUUGGUGUAGCUGUCGGUAUCUGCGGCAUGCAACUGGCACGGAACAUCUGCACCAACCCUGAAGUGAGGGUCACCAAACAAAACAGAGCUGCAGGAGUUCUUGACAAUUUCGCAGAGGGAGAGAAGUAUGCCGAGCACAGGCUGCGUAAAUUUGUUCGCAAUAAAUCUCCGGAGAUCAUGCCAUCAGUUAACGGGUUCUUUUCAAAUCCAAACUAGGAAAUGAUUCGAUCCCAAAAUGUAAAAAGUUUGAUCUUGUAUUAUUCUCUCAUAUGCUGCUUUUGUUUAAGAUCUAUUACAUUAGU
Molecule: messenger RNA, 377 nt
Organism: Dioscorea cayenensis subsp. rotundata (Guinea yam)
Lineage: Eukaryota; Viridiplantae; Streptophyta; Magnoliopsida; Dioscoreales; Dioscoreaceae
Exons: 3
Coding region: 16-291 (91 amino acids)
Source: RefSeq, a predicted model, not a curated record